AAAGUCCGUUAAAAAAAGAAAAAAAAAGAAGGGAAAGUGGAAGUAAAGAAAAGGAAACCCUUACAGGAGAAGGAAGCGAUUGCAUUGCACAAGCAAUUAUACUUUCUCAUUCUCAGUGGGGUGUGGGAAUUUUUGUCUUUAUUGUUUUCAUUGAUCAUUCAGAGAGUCGCAGAAGGGAGCAGAGCAGAGAAAGAUCAAAGCAAAAGCAAAAGCAAUGGGAGUGGUAUCGAACAAGAUCGAGAGGGAGAAUCUAAAACCUGGGGAUCAUAUAUACUCCUGGAGACUCGCCUAUGCUUACUCCCACCAUGGGAUAUAUGUCAACAAGGGAAAUGUUAUCCACUUUACUCGGGGAGAAGGCCAGGAAAUUGGUACAGGAACUGCAUUAGACAACAUCAUUGGGAGCUCAUUACCUCAACAUCCUUUGGAAAAUCCAUGCCCAAUAUGUGGUGAUGAAUCAAGGCGUGAUGGAGUCAUCUCUUCUUGUAUAGAUUGUUUUCUUUCAGGUGGAGAUCUGUACCGCUAUGAGUAUGGUGUCACACCAGCUUUCUUUCUUGCCAAAGCUCGUGGAGGUACCUGCACUCGUGCUUCAUCUGAGUCAGAAGAACAAGUUAUUCAUCGUGCCUUUUAUUUCCUCCGGAAGGGCUUUGGUGUCUAUGAUGUUAUGAAGAACAACUGUGAAGACUUUGCAUUAUGCUGCAAAACUGGCUGGAAAGUGAUUCCUACUGUUGACGGGGGCCAGAGUGGUCAGGCGGCAACCUUUCAAGCUGCUGCUGGUGUUAUCCUUUCUGUACCAGUUGCGUUUCUAGCCCGUUCUUCACCAGUUGGAUAUGCAGCUACCAGCGUUGCUCGUCUGGUGGCAAGUUGUGGCACAUACUGUGUCAAUCGUUAUAUUAAUGAUAUUGGAGUACGCCGAGAUGUCGUGAAAGUUGUUUUAGAGGAGUGAAAAUGAUCUUCUGUUUCAACCACCACACGCAGUGGAACACCCGUUGCAUAAAGCGGAAACACAAGGUACCUUGUCCCAGAGUAAUAAUCGUUUGGCAUGCUCAAGGGUUAUAUGUGGUUUGCAAGAAUUUUAUUAUUAUGGUGCCAAUUGAUGACAGUUUGUCAUGCAACGAGCACAACCAAAAUUAUUUCAGAAUUUGUUAUGUGUGUGCGCUUUUAAGAUAUCAGAUUUUAUUUUUGAAAUUUGAAUUUAGCUUUUAUUAUGAUUGAGGAUUCUUUGGGUUGUAAUUGCGCCUUAAUAUAAUCCUGGAAACUUAUUAGAAA
Quercus robur (English oak) is the source of this 1266-nucleotide messenger RNA. Its product is annotated as protein LEAD-SENSITIVE 1-like. The record is from RefSeq and is a predicted model, not a curated record. The transcript is spliced from 3 exons. Bases 215 to 943 code for a protein of 242 amino acids. NCBI's taxonomy places the organism in Eukaryota, Viridiplantae, Streptophyta, Magnoliopsida, Fagales, Fagaceae.